Messenger RNA from Phaeodactylum tricornutum CCAP 1055/1, 480 nucleotides. RefSeq lists its product with no specific name. Gene Ontology annotation, molecular function: Hsp70 protein binding. The transcript has a single exon. The annotation marks the transcript as partial. The record is from RefSeq and is a predicted model, not a curated record. NCBI's taxonomy places the organism in Eukaryota, Bacillariophyta, Bacillariophyceae, Surirellales, Neidiaceae.
AUGGACGAAACCGAAGCGACGACCUCCGACGAACAACCCUUUCCGCCACUCUACGAAUCGGGCGAAGACUAUGACCAAGCCGGCGACCUUAAACAGGAAGCGGCGGAUCUCAAAUCUUCGGGCGAUUGGGAAGGAGCCUUGGAAAAGUACACGGCUGCCGUUCUGGCCGCGCCGCCGUCGGCCCUCCUGUACGCGAAUCGGGCCACGGCGUUGUUGGCUCUGGGACGUCCCCACGCCGCCGAACGGGACUGCGAGAUGGCCUUGCAAGAGAACCCCGACUCGGCCAAGGCGUUGCGAGUCCGGGGUAAGGCUCGGAAGGAACUCGGGCAGUACGAAAAGGCGCUCAAGGACUUGUCGGCGGCGCAGGCAAUCGAUUUUGACGAAGGGACGGUGGAGGAUCUCAAGUUUUUGACGGAGAAACACCUGGAAACGGAAAAGUCGCAAGCCGACAAACGCAAUCAGGAAGAAGAUAAGAUGCGC